Spea bombifrons (plains spadefoot toad) is the source of this 2982-nucleotide messenger RNA. It is a transcript of the gene DDX10, whose product is annotated as DEAD-box helicase 10. Gene Ontology annotation, cellular component: nucleus. Lineage: Eukaryota; Metazoa; Chordata; Amphibia; Anura; Pelobatidae. The transcript has 18 exons. Bases 72 to 2657 code for a protein of 861 amino acids. Gene Ontology annotation, biological process: rRNA processing. The record is from RefSeq and is a predicted model, not a curated record. Gene Ontology annotation, molecular function: ATP binding; nucleic acid binding.
UGACGUCAUUGCUGCGCGACCCACACAUGUGUAGCUAGCGUGAGUUCGAGGAAGGCAGCUUGUGGAAUAAUAUGGGGGAGCCGAAUGUGACCGAGACGACGGCGAAGAAGACGAAGCAGCAGCUGUUUAACAACAGGAACGACCCGGUGAAGAACUUCGAGAGGUGGAAGAAGAAAUAUACCAAGAAGAAGGAGAAAUGCAAGGCCCAGAGGAAGCAGAACAGGAAGCCCGAGUGGCAGGUAGAGAGGGAGACCAUCAACCGUCUGGUGGAGCGCUAUACAGAGAUCAACGCAAAUGAAAUAGUUAGAUUCUCCGAUUUCCCCUUGUCAAGAAAGACGCUCAGAGGUUUGAUGGAAGGCCAGUACCGCUUGGCUACAGAGAUACAGAAGCAGACCAUAGGGUUGGCCUUGCAAGGGAAGGAUGUUCUUGGAGCUGCAAAAACUGGGUCUGGAAAAACACUGGCUUUCCUAAUUCCAGCCCUUGAGAGCUUGUACCGCCAGCAGUGGACAGCAGAGGAUGGUUUGGGGGUCUUGAUCAUAUCUCCCACCCGUGAACUGGCUUAUCAGACCUUCGAGGUCCUGCGAAAGAUUGGAAGGAAUCAUGAAUUCUCUGCUGGACUCGUCAUUGGUGGAAAGGAUCUGAAGCAGGAAUCUGCUUGCAUCCACCGCACAAAUAUACUGAUUUGUACCCCUGGCCGGCUUCUGCAACACAUGGACGAGACUUCCUUCUUUCAUGCGUCCAACCUCCAGAUGCUCGUGCUUGAUGAGGCAGAUCGGAUCCUUGACUUGGGAUUUACCGAUACCAUGAAUGCGAUUGUUGAAAACCUACCGAAGAAACGGCAAACCCUUCUGUUCUCUGCUACGCAGACAAAAUCGGUGAAAGAUCUUGCACGCCUGAGCUUGAAAGACCCAGAAUACGUUUGGGUUCAUGAAAAGGCAAAGUUCAGUACUCCUGCGACGUUGGAGCAGAACUUUGUAGUCUGUGAUCUGCCUCAGAAAAUAAAUUUGUUAUAUUCCUUUGUGAGGAACCACCUGAAGAAAAAGAGCAUUGUGUUUUUUGCCAGCUGCAAAGAGGUCCAGUAUUUGUUUCGUGCGUUCUGCAGACUCCGGCCUGGUAUCCCCGUCCUCGCGCUGCACGGUAAGCAGCAGCAGAUGAAGAGAAUGGAGGUAUACAACGAUUUCGUGAGAAAAAAAGCGGCUGUCCUCUUCGCUACAGACAUUGCAGCCAGAGGACUCGAUUUCCCGGCAGUCAAUUGGGUUCUGCAGCUUGAUUGCCCAGAAGACGCAAACACUUACAUUCACAGAGUCGGGAGGACAGCCAGGUACAAGGAGGGCGGAGAGGCUCUGCUGGUCCUCCUUCCGUCUGAAAAGAAAGGGAUGGUGCAGCAACUGGAGGGGAAAAAGGUUCCUAUUAAUGAAAUCAAGAUUAACCCUGAAAAACUUUCCGAUGUUCAAAACCGUCUGCAAGCGUUUCUGGCACAAGAGCAAGAGAUGAAGGAACGAGCUCAGAGGUGCUUUGUAUCUUACUUGCGCUCUGUCUAUUUGAUGAAGAAUAAAGAGGUGUUUGACGUCUUUAAGUUGCCGCUCGCCGACUAUGCUCAGUCCUUGGGUCUUGCGGUUGCUCCAAGGGUUCGUUUUCUAAACAAAGCCCGAGAUGCUCAAACAAAUCUUACUAAGAAAGAAGACGAGGCGGAAGAGCCCAGCACUGUCAGCGAUGACGACAUUGAGGCGUUCAAAUCCCAGCUUGGCAGCAAGGAAUCCGACCGUCAAGGCACAGAGGGUGGACAAACGUUGGAUGCCUCCGCACAAGGCAGUGACGCGCUCGAGCAGUCUGACGAUGAGGAACUCUCAAAGAACAUGGGAAAAGCCACAUUGCAUUUUAUGGACGAGGACGACGAGGAUGAGGACUGUCGAGAUCUUGACAUCUUUACCGUAAAAAGAAGAGAUGUUUUUGGAGUUGAAGAAGAGGACUCUACUUUGGAAACCACAAUAACCAAAUCCAAGCUUAAGAAAACCGAGAAACUGACUAAAGCAAAGGAUGCCAAAAAAGCUUUGAAGAAGAAUCUUAAAGUGAACACAAAGAUUGUUUUUGCGGAUGAUGGAGAGAUGAUCCAGCAGUGGCCACAAGUGCAAAAGACUGCCGUAAACGAUACAGAGGAGGAUGAGGACCAGAGUGGCAUAAACCUGGCCAAGGCCAAGGAGCUCCUCAACGAGGAAGAUAAGUUUGACAAGGAGGCCUACAGGAAAAAAAUUAAGGAGAAACACAGGGAAAGGAGGCUGAAGGAGAAGGCAGCAAGGAGAGCAGCCAGCAAAAAAGUAGAGGGGGAAGAGGAAGCUGUGGCUUAUCUCGAUCAUGACAGCGGUGAUGAGGUAGACCUCAGUGCCCUGCCCGACCCCGACAAAUAUAAAGAUCUGGAUGAAAAUGAAGAUGGAUCCACACAGGAAAACAGCAGUGACAAUGACGUGAAGCCGUCAAGAAAAAGAACUUACAGCAGCUCAGAAGAAACGCCUUCUGAGACUACUUCAGCCAAAAAGAAGACGAAGAAGAAGAAGAAUGCCAAACAAAGCCCAGAUGACUCUUUUGCGCCGUUAAACACUGGACUUUCGCUGAGAGAGGAUGAAGAGCUGGUACUGCAUCUUUUAAGUGGCAAAAGCUAAUUAUUUAGCCUCUCCGGAUUAUUCUAGGUCGCCUCCAACGUUAAGUCAACAGCUUCUGUAAAAUCAAUUUGGCACCGAAGCCGUUGGUUCACGGGGACACUGAAAAAUGAGUUUGGGGAUUUAGUCUCGAGCACAUGCCGGGAUCAUAUAAAUAAAAUAUCAUUGUAUUUCUUCCUCCACUUUAUAUUUUAUCGUUUUUCAGUGACAGAUAAGUUUUGUCGCAAUUAUAAAAUAUGUACCAGAAAUCUCACUUAUCGGAGCUAAUGAUACAAACUGCUGUCCUGAUUACAUGAAGUGACCUGAAAGUGAAAACCGUGGAAAUAUG